AUGCACGACCACGUUCUUGUCGAGUUCGAAGACCUUCCUCCUUCCGCUUUCGCCCACGCGGCUCCCAACUUAUCCGAAUCAGAGCUCCGGGAAACGGCCUACGAGAUCCUCGUCGGAGCCUGCCGGAGUUCGGGGCCGAAGCCGUUAACGUUCGUCUCGCACUCUGACUCUAACAGAGGAGAUAAACGGAACCCUUCACCGUCCUUGUACAGGUCGCUGACUGUGACGGCGUCGAGCGAGGUGAAGAAGAAGCUGGGACUUAAAACGACGUCGUCGCGGAGGAAUCGAAGGGCGGCGACGACGGGGGAGCUGAUGAGAGUGCAGAUGAAAGUGACGGAAGUUACUGACACUCGGGUCAGACGUGCCCUCCUCAGAGUUGCUCCUGGCCAGCUUGGAAGACGAAUAGAAUCGAUGGUUCUGCCGCUAGAGCUAAUGCAACAGCUUAAGUGUUCAGAUUUUUCUAGUGAACAAGAGUACGAGGCUUGGCUAAGGAGGAAUUUGAAGGUUCUUGAAGCAGGACUUCUCUUGCAUCCUCGCCUGCCGUUAGACAAGACAGAUUUUAGUGCACUGAGCCUGCAGCAAAUAAUCCAUGGCGGCCUCGAGAAGCCCAUGGAUAUUGGAAAAGACAAUGAAUCAAUGCAUGCACUUCGGAAUGUUGCUAUGUCUCUUGCUUGUAGGUCAUUUGAGGGGUCUGUUCCUGAUACAUGCCAUUGGGCUGAUGGGUUUCCAUUCAACCUUAGGAUCUACCAAACUCUGCUAGAAGCAUGUUUUGAUAAUCAUGAAGAAAACAAUGUGAUAGAAGAGGUUGACGAGGUCUUAGAACUCAUUAAGACAACCUGGGUUAUGCUUGGAAUGAAUGAGAUGCUGCACAAUGUUUGUUUUUCUUGGACCUUGUUUCAACGGUAUGUUGCCACUGGUCAAGUGGAAAAUGAUCUGCUGUUAGCAUCGAGUAGUCUGCUGGCAGAAGCUGAGAAAGAUGCCAAUAUGAUGAAGGAUCCAUUUUACUCAAAAUCCUUGAGCUACGCAUUGAAUUUUAUAUUAAAUUGGGCAGAAGAAAGGCUCCUUGCCUACCAUGAUAUUUUCCAUGAUGGUAAUAUUGAGUCAAUGCAAAGUGUUGUUUCUCUUGCAAUAUCAUCAGCAAAGAUAUUGGUAGGAGAUAUCUCUCUUGAGCGUAGUAGGAUGAGGAAAGAAGCUGAUAUACCCUCCACCAGAGUUGAAAAUUACAUCACAUCAUCAUUGCAUGCUGUUUUUAUUCAGAAACUGGAGAAACUGGAUCCCCGCAACAGCAAUUAUGUACCUAGACAACACGAUAACGUCUUUCCAAGUCUUUCAGUUCUUGCGCGAGACAUCAGCGAACUGGCUUUUGAGGAGAAAGCAAUGUUUAGUCCAAUACUGAAGAGGUGGCAUUCACUUGCUGCAGGUGUUGCUGUUGCUACCCUUCAUGUAUGUUAUGGUCAUGAGUUGAAGCAAUAUAUCAGGAGUGUUACGGAGUUGACUCCUGAUACUGUUGAAACGCUGAUGGCUGCUGAUAAAUUGGAGAAAGAUCUGGUACAUAUAGCAGUGGAAGAUUCGGUUGACAGUGACGAUGGUGGGAAAUCCGUUAUACGGGAGAUGUAUCCUUAUGAGGCUGAAGCUGUAAUUAUCAAUCUGGUCAAGUCAUGGAUCAAGAACAGAGUGGACAGACUAGAGGAAUGUGUCGACAGAAAUCUACAAGAAGAGAUAUGGAUUCCACGUGCAAAUAAGGAGUGUUUCGCUCCUUCCGCUCUUGAAAUUCUAGGAAUCAUAGAUGACUCUCUUCAAGCGUUCUUUCUGUUGCCAAUACCCAUGCAUGCAGUUUUGCUUCCAGAAUUGAUGUUUGCUCUUGACAAAUCUCUCCAACAAUACAUUUUGAAAGCCAAAGCUGGCUGCGGGAACCGUAAUACCUUCAUCCCAAUCAUGCCAGCUUUGACUCGGUGUUCAGCAGGAUCAAAAUUUCAUGGUGUAUUCAGAAAAAAAGACAAGUCACAAAUAACUCAAAGAAGGGUAUUCGAUCUUGGAACUACAAACGUAGACAACUCAUUUGGAUUACCCCAGCUUUGUGUUCGCAUAAAUACCAUGCAGCGCAUUGGCAUGGGACUAAAGAUUUUGGAAAAGAGGACAAUUGCCCGUCUUGGGAAUUCUAAAUCCACAAAAGAUGAUGGUACGGAGAAGAGGUUGAAGUUCAAGCUUUCUAAAGCUGCUUCUCUGGAAGGUAUCCGUCAACUCUCCGAGGCCAUGGCAUACAAAUUGAUUAUCCAGGAUCUCUGUCAUGUUCUUUGGGAUGGCCUAUAUGUUGGUGAAGUUUCAUCCACUAGAAUUGAACCUUUUCUAGAGGAGCUUAACCAAUGCUUGAAGAUAAUAUUGUCCACCGUGCAUGACAGAGUAAUAACGCAUGUGGUUACUGAUGUAAUGAAGGCUUCUUUUGAUGGUUUCUUGUUGGUUUUGUUAGCUGGGGGUCCAGCACGAGCUUUUUCUCUUGAAGACCAUGUUAUUAUUGAUGAGGACUUUAAGCUUCUUGCUGAUUUAUUCUGGUCCAAUGGAAAGGGUUUAACUGCUGAUUUGAUAGAAAAGCAUUCUACGUCUGUUAAAGAAGUGCUUCCCCUGUUUCGCAAGGAUACUGAGGAAUUGAUUAAGCUAUUCAGUCAGCUUAUUCUGGAAAUGUAUAAUCCUGCCAUCAAAUCCCACUUGCCAUUGCCCACGACAUCUGGUCAAUGGAGUCCAAGAGAACCAAACACUCUUCUGCGAGUAUUGUGUCAUAGAAAUGAUGAAACAGCUGCUAAGUUCCUUAAAAAGAACUACAACUUGCCUAAGAAGUCUAACCGCUAA
Molecule: messenger RNA, 2844 nt
Organism: Sphenostylis stenocarpa
Lineage: Eukaryota; Viridiplantae; Streptophyta; Magnoliopsida; Fabales; Fabaceae
Source: the annotation of a GenBank genome assembly